AAUAAUAUAUAUGAAUAUUAUUAAUAUAUCACGUGAUCAUCCGAUCAUUGGUUCGGCUAAUAUUAUUAAGUGAUUUAAUAACUUAUUAGAAAAUCUCACAUUGAGAUUGCCAAUAUACAAAAACUACGAGAGAUCGAGAAGAAUUGGAAAAUAUGACGUGUUGUAAUAUUAUUUUUAAUAAAACUAAUUGAUGAUAAUUAUUUGAUUCAUAUGACUAGCAAUAUACGGUGUUCAUUAAUGAUGCAAAAUCAUUGAGCUUGCGAGUAUUAUUAUUAAACAAGGUAAAGAAGUAUAUUACAAGUUUCCAGAGGGACGAUACUGGACCAGAAUAUAAAACUCAUUAGAGCUUCCUUAUUUUCCCAAAUGCAAAUGAGUCUUUGUUGCACGUUAUUCUUCGAAACUUGCGUCCUGUAAUAGCUUUUCCAGAAAAAGCUCUUCUGGAAUUAAUGGUCCAGCCACAUUUUUGACCCAUGCCCCUCGCCUUAGCAUUGAAAUUCAGAAGGUAUGAAAACUCACAGGGUCAGAGCAUUCUAGUUCUGGUGGCCGAUAGGUACCUACCGAGGAGUAGCUACGUAUACGGGAUUAUGUAUGCGUUCAACUGUGAUUGGAAGGUUCUAGACUCCUUUGUUGAGUUAAUAGUUAUUAGAGACUUGAACGAAUGCCCAUUCAUGACGGCUGCCGUCAUUGAGAUGCACAGCAAGUAUCUUUGUCAAAACAGACUAUAGUGAAUCUAUCUUUGGUGAAGUCGGUCUUGGACUAUCAUUUAAAUUUCUUAAUACUGUCGUUUAUCAAGAGUAAAGACUCCCCCUGAUAGCAUUGUUUUAUGCCUCUGAUGAUCUAGAAUCUCCGUUAAAUGGAUUCUUGGGGCUAGAAAACUAGUCCCAGGUAUUGGGAUCGUCGUGUUACUUGUCUCAUGUAAGAUACUGAUGGUUCUCCUAUAUACCCGAGUUCGGAUCUUGUGUUACAAUGCUACACCAUUUAUGAAACCGGAUGACAACAUUGAGAGGACAUUAACCGAUGGAACAUCCGAUGAAUUACUCAUCAUAUACUGUGUCAUUGCGUCUGUAUGAUUGUAACUCAGAUAUCUCUGAUCCAUUUACUUAGCUUUCAGUGUCAUAGUCCCUGUGCAUUACCAUGGCAUUCACGGUCAAAAGUUACACAACUAGUGGGGCAUUUUCGUCCAAUGUCUCAUUUGGUGAUACAAGAAACAAUCAUCAAGCGCUGGCCCACGUUACUUAAUACUGGCACUUCCGAUGUCAAGUAGGCCGUGCGGUUUUUGAUAAGAUGAAUGGAAGAAACCUUCCUUUGCUUAUUUAGGAAGUUUUAGUACUAGAUGUUCCGAGGCAAUGUUAUAGACUGACUUGACCCCUCACUCGGAUUUUUGUUCCUUCCAUUACUUCUUGUCAUUUUUGUGUACUGUACAUGUGUGUUACGACGGCGUAACAUAUCCUACACCAUGUGAUCGAUUAGCUAAUAGGAUCCUGUGACAAGUGUUACCUGAUCCAGAAAGCCGAUCGACUUCCAGAAUACGAAGAUUUAUAUAAUCAGGAUGAAUUUCUUUACUAUAGAGUUUUGUAUUCAAUAUUAAUCAUUUAAUAUAAUCUAUUAUUAGUUACGAAUUGUAAUUAUUUAUUGUUCUUAUUUAAGUCUUUGCUUAACGCUUAGUUAUAAACCAUUUCGAGAGUCUAGAACAUUUCUACGUGAUCUAGACGGCAAACCUCGUAACAAUGUGAGUAUUCAUCAUUGGCAAGGCAGUUUGAGUUGAGACUCGAAGAGUUAACCAACGGUCUACAUCUAAGCUUCAGAAUGCAUCCACUUUCCAUCUUCAUUCAGAUUUUAACGGCUAUCGGGUUUGGUUUUGUCAUACCUCUCUCGGUAAGAGUAUCGCCUUUAUUCUCAUUUCCAUCUUAUGAUAUAGUAUUUGAUGAAGAAUAUUUGCAAUGCACUUAAGGAAAUUACCAAUCUGUCCAAGAGACCUUCAAUAUCCAGUGGUAACAUCGUCAUGUACAGCGAAAAUGCCCAAAUUGUGAGUAUCAUUAAAACUCCCGGCACUGAUCCCUCGGAAUGAUACUGACGAUCAUCCCUAUUGCAGGAAUCACAUUUAUCAAAACGUUCAUUCGACUCCGAUGCAUUUAUUGAAUGUCUGCAGGAGUUCACGGCAAAAGGUGGCAGUCGGAUAUUCAAAUGUGUCUCGGUUCACAUCGACCCAGAAAAGCAUAGUGGAGGAUUUGAUCAGGACACAUACUGAACUGGGAAGGAGCGGGGAGAGAGGUGGAGGGAAAUGGGAGCGAAAGAUGCAUGCCUUAAUUGAGCGAAUACCAUGGACUUCCCAAAAUUUAGGGAGUGGUACUAGAGACUGUGGAAUAAUUGAGAUUCACACUCUUAGCUGGAGCGAAUCGUAUGAAAUCUGGAUUUUGUAAUUUGAUGUCGAGGAAAAAAAGAGGGAAACUUCAUGUGGAUUAGGACUCUGGAUCUAGAUUAAUUAUUCAAGGGCUAGAUUGUACAUAUACAAAGACUGUCUCUUACAUGAAUGAUGCAUGAAAGCGAGAAGUUAUGAAGCAUGGAUUCAACUUUGACGGGUUGGCAGUGAGGGAUGAUGGAUUGUAAUAUUGAAAUGUAAAUCGAACUUCACUUCAAACAAUGGAAACAAAAAUUCAACACGUUAUAGUAGAAAUAUGUCACAUAAUAAUCUCGAUGAAAAGGUUAUGCUACUUCGACAUGACUAGGCAUCUUGCUUAUUUGGCUCAACUCCAGCGGUGGAUCAUUGGUGAUAUUUCUGCACCAUGUU
Messenger RNA from Sclerotinia trifoliorum, 2788 nucleotides. The record is from the annotation of a GenBank genome assembly. NCBI's taxonomy places the organism in Eukaryota, Fungi, Ascomycota, Leotiomycetes, Helotiales, Sclerotiniaceae.